This is a messenger RNA of Talaromyces atroroseus, 813 nucleotides long. RefSeq lists its product as hypothetical. The transcript has a single exon. The record is from RefSeq and is a predicted model, not a curated record. Bases 1 to 813 code for a protein of 270 amino acids. NCBI's taxonomy places the organism in Eukaryota, Fungi, Ascomycota, Eurotiomycetes, Eurotiales, Trichocomaceae.
AUGACCGACGAACAGAAAAUUGUCUGUUGCAAAAAUGGGCUAAAUUUAUAUGCUCAAGAGGCUUAUGGUGACUGCCAAAUUGUUGACACAUACACGAUAGUUGAUCAACGUUUGACCAAGCUCGAAACAUUACUUCCAUUGAGGGAGUGCAAAACAGAAGUCGCUGUGUUUUACACUACAGAGAAGGAAGUCAAGGUCGCACCACUGCGUGAAAUGCUAAAGGGCUAUGCCGAACGGUUAUUUGCCAGCAAAGGCGUAAAGGUCUAUUUCAAAGAGUUUUUCUUCGUCGUAAAAGAUACUGGCGUUGGAGAACAGCCCUAUGAUCCAAAUGGGAUUGUUGGAGCCGUCAAUCGAAUUCAAUACGUGCAAAAUUUGCUUAACGGGAAAAUUGAGUGGUCCCAAAAGUUCGCAAAGCCUCGUCUAGAAGAUUUUCACCGCAUCAUCUUCCCAUCUUUGGAGAGUGAUAUUAAGAAAAAUGGGGCCAUGACUGCAUACGAUAAGCCGAACAUCGUCUUUUACGAGUACAUCACGGGGAAAAUUCUUGCCGGCAUGGGUAGGGGACCUGGUUGCCAGGCGGAUCUCCUGAAGUUGGCCCAAGAGACUAAAGAUAUCACUUAUGGAAGUGUUGUGCAAGAGAAGUUUUCCGAAUGGAUUUACCAAUCAAUCAAUAACAGUGCUGAGUUCUCUGGCUCAAACUGGCACUGGAUUGUCUUAGGUCGCGAUGAAAAUUGGGUUCUGCGUGAUCGUGCAUAUUUUGUGAAUAUAUUGUGUGAUCAUAUGAUGCAACGCGGCCUGGAACAGCUGUUAAAAUGA